This is a messenger RNA of Owenia fusiformis, 4579 nucleotides long. Lineage: Eukaryota; Metazoa; Annelida; Polychaeta; Sabellida; Oweniidae. The record is from the annotation of a GenBank genome assembly.
ACAUAACAUUCAUACCAAAUGAGAAUCUAAUAUAAAAUAGAAAUCGUACUACAUGAGAGCUCUAUAUGAUCACUGAGGACAUUAUAUUCUUCACAAUACAUAGAGGGAACCUAAUAUAAAACAGAGGCCAUACAGGAGAGUUCCAUAUAGUUACUGAGGAAUCGGAAUAUUUAACAUUCUCCACAAUACAUAGUGGGAACCUAAUACAAAAUAGAAUAUACAAUCAGGAUAUGAGAAUAUUACAUUCUCCACAAUAGUGGAACCUAAUUCAUAUGAAACAAAUCAUACAAUAGAGCUCCACACUAUAUAAGACAAAUCAUGAAGUUUUUCAUUACAAUUCUAUACAUGACAAUACAUACUGAUUAUACCAUUGGACAAAUAAUAGGAGAUUGGGAAGAGAUAUUUGAACCAGACCCACUUCCCGACCCACCUUUAGUUGCUCUACCCCAGUGCGGGGUUGUUAAUUGGGUCCCUCCUGACCCUGGGUGUGCAAAUGAAACAACCCAACCAUGGCGAUGGAAGAAGUAUUCAUGUAGGAACAGAUGUGGAGAUCAGAAUAUUAAUAGAAAUUUUGCAGCAUUCUGCUCCUGUGGCCCCAUGUGCAUGAUACAGCACGACUGUUGUGAGGAUUUCAAAGAGCAAUGCAUAUCUGACCACAACACAGCUAGCCUGAUUGGCGAUGAAUUCCAUGCAAAUGGGGAUUUUAAAGAUGACCAAUUUGAAUGCUCGUUACUUUAUAAGACUGAAAAUCCCGAUAGCCAUUAUUGGUUGAUUAACAAAUGCGGUUCUAAUUGGCCAAACGAUACCAUACGCGGCCUGUGUGAAAAUGAAUAUGUGGAUUUUGCAACAAUACUGCCAGUGCUGUCACACACUCACAACAAUGUGAGCUAUAAGAACUAUUACUGUGCUGCAUGCAACAAUGAUGUCAAUUAUAUUCCAUGGGGUCUUGAUGUGACAUGCAAGGACAUUUAUGAGGGCUCCUUAGACACACCACAAAAAGUCCUUAAUAAAAUUGAGAAAGGUAGCUGCACAUUAGAAUACACCAUUCCACAUAAUGUUAAGCAUCACUGUCUAUAUGCCGAAAUAGAACUUGACUGUCUGGAAACACCAUUAAAAUGUCCACCAGAAUUUUCUGAACUUUGUAAUGGUUCUCCUAGUACCCAAAUGCCAGUCACAUACAAAUACGGGGAAAAAUAUGUAAACUUUAAAAAUGUGUACUGCGCAGUGUGUAGUGGGGUGAGUGGAACAGCACUACUUGACAAAUAUUGUGAGACAAUACCGAAACAGGAAAGCUUGCCAAGUUCUCCUCACCUCAGUCAAUUCUCCUUUGGGAUUCUUGUUGAUUUUAACCCAAGUGGCGGGAAUAAAGUUGGGCUUGAAUUUGGAGUUGAAACAAAGGAAUUUGGAUGCAGCAUUGGAGAGACGAGUGCAAAUUGUAUAUCGUACUGUCGUGAUGGUUACACAUAUAUUGAUGGAAGUUGCAUCUUUCAAUUUCAUCACCUCGAGAUGGUAAUCAAUGGAACAAUCGCAAUUGAAAAUGAAGGUGAUGUUUAUGGUGAUGACUCUUUGUACUCACCUAGAUAUAUAUUGAAAAUAGCAAUCAUUAAAUCUUUUGAACCUUUUUUAGUGGAAAAUCAUGCAGUUAACAGCAUUUAUGUUGAGGUGGAUGUAGAUACGAUAUCACACAGGAUAAUUUACUACGUUCCUGGGAAAUACAAACUCAAAGCUGGGGAUGAAAAACCAGUUAAAACAAUCCAUUUGGAAUUUUUGGCUGAAAUUGUAGAAUAUGUUCAAAAUAAUGUAACAGCAACAAUAGCAGGCUAUGACUCAACCUUAGAGCCUCAACUCAACGAAACAUGCCUUGACUUGCUUGGUUACACAACAUGCUGGAAAAAUGGAUCAAAUCUGAACUCAACAUAUAAUGGACCACACAUAGACCUGCACUUUUAUAAGCCUAACGAAACAUCUCCAGAUUCAAACAAUUUAACAACACCUGAUUGCACCAGGCAAGCUUUCAAUGCUGACUCAUUUGAGAUAUUAUCCAAUGGGAGUGCACUCUUGAUUCACUCCGAAACUAUAAUUCCAGCAGAUGACUUCCUGUUGAGUGGAAAUUACAUUUAUGUUUGUGUGAAUGAAACUGAACUGACCUCCCGAUUGGGGCAAAACUGGGUGUUUAAUGACAUAAUGGGUCUCCUUACUAUCAUAUUAACAGUAUUAUCUCUCAUUUGUCUCCUUAUACGGCUCAUACUUCAGUUUAUCGUACCACUUUACCAGAACUUUCCAGGAAAGAUGCAAUUUGGAUUAAUCCUUGCCUUAUUUCUAGCGAAUCUCUUCUUCUUACUUGGGCCUAUUUCUCUUGAAGUUCCAAAGCUGUGCAUAGCAAUUGGAGUACUGAUUCACUACUUCUUCUUGGCUGCAUUCAUGUGGAUGAUCGUCAUCGCAAGAGAUAUGCAAUAUUUAUUUAGUGAGUCCAGUUUCAGUAAAAUAUCAGAUAGAAGCUCUAAGGAUUUAGUGUUUUAUGGUGUGUUUGCAUGGCGUGUUCCUUUAGUAUUCAUAGCCAUAGCACUGACAUUGGACUACACAAAUAUUGACCAGGAUUUCAAACCAUUAUAUGGUCAAGGUGUCUGCUGGAUAUCCCAAAAAUACCCCCUACUGAUACUUUUUGCUAUUCCUAUAGCUCUUAUGAUUAUCAUCAAUUUGGGAUUUUUUAUUCCAACUGCCAAUUCACUUUGGAAAUCCAUGGCUAAACGUGCAAUGACAACUAUGGAAAAGAAGCACAAAUACCCAUUCUCAAUUUACUUGAAAUUGUUUGCAUUGAUGGGUUUCACGUGGGUGUUUGCAUUCAUUGCUCCAUUCGUUCCCGAACUUUGGUAUGUGUUCAUCGUACUCAACUGCAGUCAAGGUGUUUAUAUAUUCCUGGCCUUUGUCUGUACCAAACAAGUGAGGGAUCAUUUCUCAUUGAGGUGGAGUAGUUGGUCGAGUUCAUGGAGGUCUCAAUCUACUGCAGUGAACUCUCACUCAGAGGUCAAAGGUGAAGGAGGUGAGAUAGGUUCAAAGGUCAAGGGCAAACUUGACAUCACUGAUGUGCAAGUUAAAUUAGCAGAAAAUGAACCACAUAUAAAUGCGAAAGAGGAAUCUACAAAACUGUGAUUGUUGACUAUGAGAGGACAAAGGUCAAAGUUAUGCGAUGGGGUCAGAGGUCAGAGUGAUGUUAUUAGUUCAGAGAUUGAAGUUCCAAGGAAUGAGAUGUUUUCCAGGGAUAAAGAUAAAAGGUCAAAGUAAUAUGAAUUGUUCAAGUGUCAAAAAGAGGUCAAAAUCAGGAAAUAUUUGGUUUGAUGAUUUUUGUUAUUUUAGUACCCCACACAAAUUUUUGAUAUUAAAUUUGACCCAUGAUUUGAAGACUAUCCUACAUUAUUUGUUAUCAAAUUUAGCACAAAUAAACUAGAUAUAAAUUAAUUUAUUUCCCUUGGACCAAACAUUUAGAUCAAUCUAUUUGGCAUUCAUUCAAUCAGACAGCAUUGUGGUUCUAUAAUUCUGACUUGUUAAUAGUAUACAGAAUCAUGUACAUUUAUAUUAUAUUGAAUAAUACAUAUUUAUUGAGAAACAUAAUUGAGAUAGAAUGGGCUCUGCAAAGUCAGAGAUUUAUAAAUGAUUAGUUUGGAUCACUCUUAGAGUACUACGGUUAUAAAUCAAAUAUAUAUUUUUAUAUUGCAUGUUUACAUAAAUUCUGAAAAUAUAAUUAAUGAGUUCAUAGAGGAUACCCCAUUAUUCAUGAGUUAUGUGAUUUUUAUCCAUCAAAUGGAUCAUAGGAUGUUCUUUUUAUUCUACAGUUAAAGGGUUCCUAACCUCUAGUAUUAUAUUAUAAAUGUCCACUGAACCAUUUUUACUAUUAGCCACAUUUUGAAUUAGAUUAUCUGUUAACCAUCAGAUACAUAAGGGAUAUGUACUGGGAGGUUUGGAUACAGGUUUUAUUCCGAGGAAUCCUAGAUCCAAAACCGACCAUACAUAACAGAUGUGUUCCAUACAUUCUGAAGUUCUUGGUAUAAUUCUACUUCCUAAGAUUCCAAAAUUUUCAGAAAUAGAUUUUUGUACCAUUAAUUUUAAUUUUCAACAACGUUUUUCAAAAACCAUAGUGAAAAUUUUCUCAUUAGAAUUCUCAAAAUCGGUAUUUAAAAAUUGUGAAGCAAGGCCAGAAUGGAUACAGCCUGUGUUUCCUUGUCCUCAGCGAUAAAAGGAUAGAUACAGAAAAUAUCCAUCCUGGUCCCUAGAUAACUAUACAUUCCCACACAUUAUACAUUCCCACACAUUAUGUACCCAGAACUUCAGUAGGUUUCGGGAAUAAAUUACCAUGUAUUUGAUGGUUGAGUAAAUGAUUGAUGUGAAUAUCACAGUAAUUGUAAAAUAAAAUAUCAAUUAUUAUGAUAAAAUAAACUGAUAAAUUAAAAACCACCUACCUUGUUUGAGCUUUGAUAACAUGGACUUCUCAGCAUCUACUGAUGCACUCUUGCCAACAAGUAACCUCUUUGCCAAGUCUUUUUUAUAAAACGCUUCAAACACAUCUUUUCCUGAAAAUAGUAAU